Messenger RNA from Verticillium alfalfae VaMs.102, 1365 nucleotides. RefSeq lists its product as hypothetical. Lineage: Eukaryota; Fungi; Ascomycota; Sordariomycetes; Glomerellales; Plectosphaerellaceae. Bases 1 to 1365 code for a protein of 454 amino acids. The record is from RefSeq and is a predicted model, not a curated record. The transcript has a single exon.
AUGGCCUGCCACCAAGCCCACAACAUUCCGUGGAACGUCCUGGCAUCCAACUUUAAGCACGUCGCAGCCCACCGCGGCGUGGAGCACACGAACCUGUACCCGCGCUUCAAGCAGCACCAGGGCAAGGAAAUCCAGUACUUCAUCAACGCCUUCUGCAGCAACGUGACGGCGCACACACGGGUCGAGCUGCGCAAGUUUGGCGAUGAGGCGCAGCCAUCGGCGGACGCGGACGCGAUCGCCGCUACGCAGUCACACAUGCAUCCGGACGCCAUUCUCCUGACAGACGAGACGGUCGAGCGCAUCAAGCACUCGGUCCACGGCUGCGCCGAGAUCUACUGGUGCGACGGCGAGCCGGGCCUGGACUGGACAACGGUGCCGCUCCCCUUCCGGCGCGCCGGGGCCUUCCUCCUCGGCCGCGGCGAGCCGGGCGAUGGGGCCGACGACGGACGAGAGGCCUGGCGCAACGGCCCUGGCGCCUUCGUCAGCCUCGAGAUCUUCAAGCUCCUGCUGCUGCACGGGGAGAUGGCCGUGCUGCGCCGCAUCUGCCGUGACGGCGGCUCACGCGCGCGCGCCGCCUGGCUCCAGGGGUGGGAACGGCACUACGACGCGCACGGCGACCAGAACGCGUGCGGCUGGGGGUUCGUGCCCAAGCUGGCGCUCAAGGCCUACCUGUGCCUGAACCUGCUGCUGUGUUUCCCGCCGCUGCACGACGACGGCCGCGACGGGCGUCGCGAGCGUGACGAGGGGCGCGCGGGCGCACGGCCGCUCGACUACCGCGAUACACGCUGCUACCAGCACACGCUGCGCGAGUGCUGCCUCACGGAUGCCGCGACCACGACGGCGGCGCUGCCGCACCAGCACUUCUUCGGCAUCCCGCGCGGCGUCUACGCGCGGUACGGCUACGGUUCCGCGCCGGCGGCGUACCUGACGGACCAGUACCCGAGCCGGGAGCGGCCGCGCUUCCCGUACGGUGUCCUGCCGUUCGGAGACUUUAUCCAUCUCGAGGGCGCCGUGCCGCACCAGCCGUCGGUCCCGGACGUGCUCUACGUGCGGUGGUGCCUCUGCCGGCUCGGGUUGCCGACCGAGCUGGCGAUUGAGGUCAUGGACUUUGCCGGCUAUGUGCCGCAGCGGCGUCUGCCCGUGGCCCAUGAUCCGUUUCACAUGGCGAAUAGGGAGGAGCUGCGGAGAUAUCUCAAUUACUGUUGGACUGUGAUCGUGCGGACCGAUAUGCUCGGCACGUGGCUGGGAUACGACGUGCCUUGGGACAGACUUGUGGCCGAGCAACUGAUGCAGCUUGUGGGUUAUGGUCCCAGUAAUCCGGUCAACAUAUGCGCAUGGAAGGAGGUUUUGCACCGAGGAGUAUGA